AGUCUUUUACGGAAGUGGAUGCAGAUUUCCAUGCUAGAAUACCAGUGGUGGUGUGCAAAGAAAAGCAAAGUGGCCUUAUUUGUAAAGUGAGUGCGGGGAAUGAGAAUGCUUGUCUGACAACAAAUCUUUUGGCUACACUUGGAAAACUGGAACCUACUGUAGUACCUUUAGUGAUUGCCUUCAGGUACUGGGCAAAGUUGUGCUGUAUUGAUCGUCCUGAAGAGGGAGGCUUAUCACCUUAUGUGUUCGCUUUAAUGGUUAUUUUCUUUCUACAACAGAGGAAAGAGCCUUUCCUACCUGUCUACUUGGGAUCAUGGAUUGGAGGAUUCUCAUUGAACAAAUUAACUAAUUUUCAUCUGAAAGAAAUUGAGAAUGAUGCUGUGGUUUGGGAGCAUAACCCCACUGAUGAAUCUGACUUGCCACAAGAAACUUCACCUAGAAGGGGCAAGGUUCCCUUAGUUUUUGAUUCAGGACAGCAGUCUUCAGCAUCUGCUGGCCAGCUCUGGGUAGAACUGCUUCGUUUCUACGCCUUGGAGUUCAAUAUGGCUGAUUUGGUUAUUAGCAUACGACUCAAAGAAACACUGUCUCGUGAAUCAAAGGACUGGCCUAAAAAGCGCAUUGCCGUGGAAGACCCAUAUUCAGUCAAAAGGAAUGUGGCAAGAACUCUGAACAGCCAGCUAGUGUAUGAAUAUAUUCUUCACUGCCUGAGAGCAACUUACAAGUAUUUUGCCUUGCCUCACAAAAAAAGUGCAAAGCUGAGCAAAAAAUCCUUUCCAGAUGCCAGUGAGGAGAAAUCCCAAAUGCUAGGCCAUAGAAAAGAUGCUACAAAGCAUGAAAAUUCUGAGUUGCACAACCUGGAUGGUAAACCAAACAUAGCAGUAGUGGAAGAUUGCAUGACAGAGACUACAGGUAUACUCCCAGCACAUGGAAUUGAUCCUUCGAAACAAUAUGAUGCCUCAGAAAGCUUCACAGAAGAAGAAAUGGCUGAUAUAAGUCAUUUGAGAAUUGUCCAUGAAGAUUCAGACUGUAUAAUUGAGGAGGUUAUUUCUGGAGAUAAUGAGGAUUUUAAACCAAGUUGUGAAGAGACAGAGAAUGGAAAUGAAGGGGAAGAAGAGGAGGAAGAGGAAGAACAUGAACAACAAAAAAGAAGAUGGAAUAAUACCUUGACUACUGAGGAGGGAAUAGAUGAAGACAGUGAUAGUGGAGGUCUCCCUGUUACAGUGAAUGAACAUGAUAUGGAGACAUGUAGCACUUCAGACUUAGAAGGUUUUCAAAAUGCUGCACUUACAGAGAGUGAUGAGUUUGGCUUAGAGUGCAGUGGUGUAAUGAAUAACAAGAUUGACGUUGAUGAGGAGAGCACUGAAGGUACUGAUGAACUGGAUGAAUCCCCCCUAAAAAUCAUACAUUCAGCACAGAAUCAAAUAGCCAAAAUUAUUAACUCGGAUGAUGAGGAGGAAGAGGAGGAAGAACCAAGUAUUCUAAACCAGAGAGAGUGUGGUGUUAUCACAGGAGCUGGAGAUGAACUCGAUAACACAUGCACUGGAUCUGGAGAGGAUGAUGCACUGUCAGAGGAAGAGGAAGAUUUUUCUAUCAUUGAUAAAUAUGAGAACAGACAUUUAGAAGAACAUGUGGAUGGACCUCUGAGGAUCAAUUUGAGUCAAGAGGAUCUUACUGAAAAGGGAAACCUUUUUGAAGAGAACAGAACAAUUGAACAGUGUUUAGAAUCUGAACUCUUUUAUGAAUUCAGCAAACCAGCUUUUACUAAGGGCAAGUCUCCCACAAUAGUAUGUAGCUUGUGCAAACGGGAAGGUCAUUUAAAGAGGGAUUGCCCAGAAGACUUCAAGAAAAUUGAGCUCGACCCACUGCCAGCAUUGACACACAGAUUUUCAGUUAUUCUAGAUCAAAUUUGUGUCCAGUGUUACCAUGAUUUUGCUCCAAAUAUUGUAGAGGAUCAGGCACGUGAAUAUAUAAGACAAAACUUGGAAAACUUCAUUAGACAUGAUUUCCCAGGAACCAAGCUGAAUUUGUUUGGCUCCUCAAAAAAUGGCCUUGGCUUCAAACAAAGUGACCUUGAUAUCUGUAUGACAUUUGAUGGGCUGGAAACUGCUGAG
Apaloderma vittatum (bar-tailed trogon) is the source of this 2111-nucleotide messenger RNA. RefSeq names its product terminal uridylyltransferase 7-like. The record is from RefSeq and is a predicted model, not a curated record. NCBI's taxonomy places the organism in Eukaryota, Metazoa, Chordata, Aves, Trogoniformes, Trogonidae. The transcript is spliced from 9 exons. Gene Ontology annotation, molecular function: RNA uridylyltransferase activity; nucleic acid binding; zinc ion binding. The annotation marks the transcript as partial.